AUGUCUACAACCAGCGAAAAGGUACGGGAUCCAACCGUGGGCGAGGCCAUGGAUGUCUACGGGGAGAAGUUCGUUUGGACCUCCGAGCAUAUGCUCCGGAAAGAGCUUGAUCCACUCAUGUUCACCUAUGACGAACUGGCGGCGAACGCAUAUGAAUGCGCCCUGCAGCUCUUCAAUGAAGAACAAGAAAAACUUAAGGCGGAGGAGGGGGGUGAGGCAAACAAGAAGCCAAAACGGCCGGUGAAGCCAGACAUCUUCCAGAUUGUGAAGGACAAUGCAGCCACACAGCCUGCCCUUGGCAAACUGUGGGAGCACGUAAACACUGUUCCGGAUUGGGUAGAUUGGAACCAACUGGGUCGUGCUCAGAAAGUCUUCUACCGCUAUGGCGUAGCUAAUCUGAUGUCCCUUGGUUACCAAAGUCUGUUCGUGGGCAUGGCUGCUUGGAGAAUCGUCGAGGUCUUGCUCCGUACUGGUGGUUUCUCACCUGCAGCUGCCAAGAAAAGAAGUUUCGAGACCGCUCAAUGGGUCCUAGAGAUCAUGAGAGAUGUUGAUUCAAUCAGGCCUGGAGGCGCCGGCUGGGAGUCAACAGUUCGGGUCCGCUUGCUUCAUUCAGCUGUUCGUUACCGAAUAAGCGAAAUGGCGAAAGCAAAGCCAGAAUACUUCAAUACGGAGGAAUGGGGAGUUCCCAUCAACGAUCUCGACUCUGCCGCUACCAUUUGCUCGUUUUCAACUGCUCCUAUCCUGUCGGGCCUUCCACGGCAGAAGAUCAAGAUGCGAAAACAGGAGAUCGCAGACUAUAUCGCGCUAUGGAGGUAUAUUGCGUAUUUGAUUGGGGCACCGGAGAGGUUUUUCGCCACACCUGAUUCAGCCAAGAAGCUUCAGGAGAGCAUGAUUUAUUAUGAGCUGGACCCUAAUGAGAACUCAAGGGUUCUCGCUGACAACCUACUCAAAUCCUUCAUAGGUCAGCCUCCCUUUUAUGCACCCGCCGGACUUAUCAACGCCGCCGCUAGGUGUCUCGCAGGCGAAAAGUUAAGCAAUGAGUUGGGUGUUGCGAAAGUUAAUCUCAUUUGGAGAGGGCUAUGGUCUGGGAAUACCACGAUGUACAAAGGUUACGCAUACAUGUGUCGAUCUAUUCCUUGGUUUGAUAAGGGAAACAUUAAGAUGAUGAGAAAGCUGACGUGGAAAAUUGUCGUGGAAGGAAAGCAUGGUCUUGGUGGAGAACGGAGCAAGUUUCCCAUGAAGUACCAGCCAAGUUACGACAGAACAAAAGCGGAUUAG
This is a messenger RNA of Verruconis gallopava, 1278 nucleotides long. RefSeq lists its product as uncharacterized. The transcript is spliced from 2 exons. The record is from RefSeq and is a predicted model, not a curated record. The coding region runs from base 1 to 1278 and encodes 425 amino acids. Gene Ontology annotation, molecular function: oxidoreductase activity. Lineage: Eukaryota; Fungi; Ascomycota; Dothideomycetes; Venturiales; Sympoventuriaceae.